Messenger RNA from Neomonachus schauinslandi (Hawaiian monk seal), 1220 nucleotides. It is a transcript of the gene ATRAID, whose product is annotated as all-trans retinoic acid induced differentiation factor. NCBI's taxonomy places the organism in Eukaryota, Metazoa, Chordata, Mammalia, Carnivora, Phocidae. The record is from RefSeq and is a predicted model, not a curated record. Gene Ontology annotation, cellular component: intracellular membrane-bounded organelle. Gene Ontology annotation, biological process: positive regulation of osteoblast differentiation. Bases 284 to 973 code for a protein of 229 amino acids. The transcript is spliced from 7 exons.
CGGAGUGGGCACCGAGCCACUGCGGUGACGCGACCUCGGCGUCCGGAAGCGAGGAAUACGGAGCUGAAAGAGCGGCGGCGGGGAGGCCUUCGCUAACAGGGGAAAAGGAGAGGGGGUUGGCCAGUCCGCCCUAACGGGGACAGGGGCGCGCAGAAAAGAGCUCUAACCUCCUCGAGCAGCCGCAAGCCCCAGCCCGUACCGGGCGACUAGGCCACGCCCUGGCAGGGCGGAGCCACACGCGCAAGUCUCGCGAGGCGCUGAGAAGGACGAAAGGAGCAAAAAAAUGUCUCCUCGCGGGCCGGGCAGUCCUUCGUUCCUGGUCCCUUGGGCAGCGACCCUGCUCCUCGCUCUGGGCGCGGAAAGGGCUCUGGCGCUACCCGAGAUAUGCAUGCUGUGUCCAGGGAGUGUGCGGGAUUUGUCAGAAGUGACCCUUUAUUGUAAGCAGACACCAGAGCUAAGGCUGCACUCCCGCUGCUGCCUGAAUCAGGAGGGCACCAUCGUGGGGCUGGAUCUCCAGAACUGUUCUCUGAAGGACCCUGGUCCAGACUUUCCUCAGGCACAUACUGCCGUCAUCAUAGACCUGCAAGCAAACCCCCUCAAGGAUGACUUGGCCAACACCUUCCGUGGCUUUACCCAGCUCCAGACUCUGAUACUGCCCCAAGAUGUCAGCUGUCCCGGAGGUAUUAAUGCCUGGAAUACUGUCACCUUCUGUAUAAAAAACCAAACCUGCCAAGGGCAAAGGAACCUUUGCAACAGCACUGGGGACCAAGAAAUGUGUCCUGAGAAUGGAUCCUGUGUACCUGAUGGUCCAGGUCUCUUGGAAUGUGUCUGUGCUGAUGGCUUCCAUGGCUACAAGUGUAUGCGCCAGGGUUCCUUCUCACUGCUUAUGUUCUUCGGUAUUCUGGGAUCCACCACAUUAUCCAUCUCCAUUCUGCUUUGGGGGACCCAACGCCGAAAAGCCAAGACUUCGUGAACCACAUAAGUCUUCCUACUGACCUAAAGAUCUUCUUGAUCUAUCUGAGCCCAGUCAGGGAGAUUCUCUUCCUAGACAGGCAUGGUUGGCCAGCAGGUCCUCCUCAAGACUGAAGCCACUUUUGGCAGGAAGAUGGAAAGUUGCAUAGCCUUGGGGUGUUGUGGACACCGCGGUCCAGGAGUGGACGGGGACUGGUGCCCCAUUUGUGCUUGUGCUUGACUAUAAUAAACAUCUUUUCUUGUCGUUC